UACUUGUUUUACAAGAACAAUUAGAUAAUAAAACUAAUGAUCUUGAAGAACAACAAAUGAAUGAUGAAUCAAAACAAAUAUCUAAUGGAAAUGAAUUAGAAUUUAUUCCAUUAGAUAAUGAAGAAAAUAUUGAUAUUCUACGAAAAGAAUUUGAAGAUAUUGUGUCAGUUGAUUAUAAUGUUUCAUUUGAAGGAGCUGUCAGACAAAUUGUUGAUGAAAUAAAACGAGAACGAAAAGAACUGAAUGAACGUUAUGAAGCAUUAGAAAAAGCAAACUAUGACCUUCAAACAGAAUCAGAUACUAAUAUGGAAUCUAUUCGUCAAUCUUAUUUAAAUACUGUCAAUGAAUUGAAUCAAGAAUUACUUGCUAUGAAAGAACAAUAUGAAGCACUUGAUGCUGAAAAACAAAUUUUAAAUGAUAAAUUAGAAAAUCAAUCUGUUAUUCAACCAAUCGAAUCUUCAUCAUUCAAUUCAAAUGUUACUGAUGAAACUCAUCCUAUAUGGAAUGAAAUUCAUAGUUUAUUAAACUUAUUGAAUGAAGUUUCUCGAGAAAAAUUUAUUUUUCAUAUACAUCAUUUAAUAAGCGAAUAUAGUUUAGCUAAAGAUAAAAUAAAUAUUCUUACGAAAGAUCUGGAAAAUAUUAAUCAACAAUUAACUAAUAUCUAUAAUCAAUGUGAACAAUUACAAGAAACAAAUAAACAAUUAUUAUUGGAAAAAGAAUUAGUCAACGGGAAAUCAAUGAAUGAUGAUCAAUUUCAACAAGAAUAUAUUCUAUUGAAAAAUCAAUGUACACAAUUAGAUAUUGCAAAUCGAUCUUGGCAAUUAUUUUAUGAUAAUCAAAUAGAAUUAUUAAAAAAUAAAUUCAAGAAUUAUUCCGAUUUCGAUCAAAAUAAUAAUUUUGAACAAAUUAUUGACAUUAUUGCAAAAGAAUUUGAACAAUUAAAAGAAACUAUUCCAUCAGAAGUCAUCAUCAAUAAUAAUCAAUUUUCAAAUGAACCAUCUGUUGAUUCUCAAGAUAAAAAUCAAAUCUUAUCACUUCAAGAUGAAAUCGCACAUUUACAAGAACAGCUAAAAACGAAUCGGUUUUCAAUUGAAUCAUUAACAACUAAUCUACAAUUAAUCACACAAGAAAAUGAUAUACUUACUAAUGAUAAUCAUAAUUUAAUAAAUCAACUCAAUGAAUUUAGAAAACAAUCAAUUCCCUUCGAUACACAACAACGACAUAUUUCACAAUUGUCAACAAUUGAUCAUGCACCAAUAGAAGAACCUCUAUUACAUACAAUUAAACCAGUUCAAUCUGCAAAUACUGAACAAGAAAUAAACGAUAUUCAACAACUACAAACUGAUAUUUCUCUUCUUCGAACACAAUGUGCUCAAUUAGAUGAAGCUAAUCGUGCAUGGAAAGAUUUUCAUCAGAAUCAAUUAGAAUUAUUUCGAGAUAAAUUACAAGAUUGGAUUCCAUUGGAUAUAAAUUCAAAUCUCGAACAAAUGACUCAACAAAUUCUUGCUCAUAUUACUCAAAUAAGAAACGAUAGAAAUUUCAUAUUUCAAAAUGACAACCAAUCAGAUUCAUCCACAAUUGAUUCAUUGCAAAAACAAUUAGCUAAUUAUCAAUAUAAUGAAUCUAUGCUUGCACAAAAUCUUGAACAACUUAAUCAAAAACUACUUGAUGUUUACAAACAAUGUGAAGAAUUUCGUGAUAAUAAUGCACAAUUAAUUCUCUCGAAACAACAAGUUGAUAAACAAUUAGAAGAACGAGAAAAACAAAUUAAUGAAUAUCAAUUAUUAACAAAUCAAAAUAUAGAUUCACCAACAGAAGUUUAUCUUUUUAAUACUUUGAAGAAUACACCCACUGAACAUAGUAAUCACGAAGAAGAAAUUCGUGAACUUCGUGAAAAUCUCACUAAUCUUACAACUCAAUGUACUCAGCUUGAUGAAGCUAAUCGCGCUUGGCAACAAUAUCAACAAACGCUAGUUCAACAACUUCAAUCUCAUCUACCUUUAGAUAAUCUCAAUUCAUUUGAUCAACUUCCUCAACUUAUUAUUGAUCAUAUCAAUACUCUAAAUCAACAAUAUCAAACCUUACAACAAACAAAUCAACAACUUCAAUUAGAAUCAGAAACGAACUUACAAACAAUUAAACAAGCUCAAAUCAAUACAAUCAAUGAACUUAAUCAAGAGGUACUUGUUUUACAAGAACAAUUAGAUAAUAAAACUAAUGAUCUUGAAGAACAACAAAUGAAUGGUAA
Molecule: messenger RNA, 2248 nt
Organism: Adineta steineri
Lineage: Eukaryota; Metazoa; Rotifera; Eurotatoria; Adinetida; Adinetidae
Source: the annotation of a GenBank genome assembly